This is a messenger RNA of Drosophila nasuta, 3421 nucleotides long. Its product is annotated as cytosolic carboxypeptidase 6. The record is from RefSeq and is a predicted model, not a curated record. The transcript has 5 exons. Gene Ontology annotation, molecular function: zinc ion binding; metallocarboxypeptidase activity. Lineage: Eukaryota; Metazoa; Arthropoda; Insecta; Diptera; Drosophilidae. The coding region runs from base 1431 to 3329 and encodes 632 amino acids. Gene Ontology annotation, biological process: proteolysis.
AUCUAUAACAAAAACAGGAAGACAACAAAAGUUAUUGCGGGUCAACAGCGUUGUGAAGUCAUUUCACUGAAAUGGGCACAACAAAAAAAACAAAAACAAUAAUAACAACAACAAAUUCAAUGAACUGUGUGAGAGUGUGUGUGUUGGUAUGUGUAAAAAAGGGCAACCUGCGUUUGGACAUGUUAACGAUAAGUUUUCCCUUUACGACUGAUGAACAGUCAUAAAUAUUACGCGUAUGCCACACGCUUUUAUUGAUUAGCCCUGGUGAACUACUUUGUUGCGAGUUGCCAGUUGUGUGUUAUAUUUAUGGGUUUGUGUGAGUGUGUGUGUGUCUCCUGUGGUGCGCCUGCAACAAGCUGCAGGCAAUUAGGUUGGUCUGCCAACUUUGUUUUGCCCAGUGUUUGGCGUUUUGCUGUUUAAAGACUAAAGACUAAAGACUGCCGUGACGCGCAAAAUUGCUGUGUAAGAAUAUUUCUGGCCAAAACCGCAAUGCCAACUGUGCGCGUUUUUAUCGACCAAACAAGAACCAAACUGACGGAGUCGCAGUUGGCACACCACGUGAGUGAUCAGGUGGUAAGUAGUUAAGGGAGAGGAGGUGUGUAUGGCAACGUCAAAAGUGCCAAGCAAAACAUUAGACAGGACUCGGCAACGUUCAAGGCAACGCUGUUCAUUCAGCCCAAUUCGGCUCAAACGGCCAGUUAGCCCAUCGUUAGUCCGUCGACGCAUAGUGUCUCCUUCACUCUAAACUAAGCUCUGAUUGGAAUCUAUAAGUUCUCGCCCCACAAAAGACAUCGCACGCGAAUCGCAAAAGAAAAGUGAAAGCUCUCAAGGCGCACACAAAAAUCCGGUAGUGAACAGUGGGCGUGGCCAAGUGAAGUCGCUUGUCUUAAUUGAAAUUCUAUUUUUAAUUCCAAGCAGGUCAAUGUGCUGGCAGCUGGAGUGCAGCAAAGCCAAAGGAGCAUUCUUGAAGUCGCCGCACAUGCAGCAGUGGUAAGGAAGCCAAUCAAGCGGCAGGCGGCAUGGGUGAUUCAGGUGAGUGGAUGCCUAAGACGUGGCGGCUAGGCUGCUGUUCCCCGCUUGGGUUCGGUUCCGUUCAGUUCAUAAAUCACGACACUUCCGCAAAGAAAGUAAUAUGCCUAUUGGCGGCUCCUUGAGGCGCAGUCAGGCAGCAAACGCAACCGCGACUAUUCAAUUUUGAUGCGAUGACGUUUGAGGCAGUUUGCUUGGCAGUUUGCAAUAGGCAAGACACGCAUACGUGGCCAUAUCAAGUUUAAAGAUAACACGCGGAUUAAGUCCCUUUUCAUGAUGGGCAGCAGGUGGCAGUUGUGGCAACUUAUGAGUGCAGCACUGCUGCAACGGAUUAGCAGUGGCAUUAGAAGAGCUUUGCACGCUGUUAGCACCACUUGUGUCGAAGUAAAAGUGCGCUCAAAAUGCUGGGCAUAGCCUGUGAUCCGUUGCAGCAUACGAGCAUGUAUGAGCGUGGCUCAGAUGACAGUGAGGACAGCGAUGGCGAGGGAGGACUGGGAAAUGUCUCCAGGGUCAUUAUACGUCCACCUGGUCAGAGCGGCAAAGCGAAGCGUGGACACUUGUGCUUCGAUGCAGCCUUCGAGACAGGGAAUUUGGGCAAAGCGGAGUUGGUGGGUGAAUUCGAGUACGAUUUGUUCUUACGCCCCGACACUUGCAAUCCACGCUAUCGCUUUUGGUUCAACUUUACGGUGGACAAUGUGAAACAGGAUCAGCGUGUGCUUUUCAACAUUGUCAACAUCAGCAAGAGUCGCAAUCUUUUCAACUGUGGACUGACGCCUCUUGUCAAAUCCUCGAGUCGUCCCAAGUGGCAGCGUUUGCCCAAGCGUCAGGUGUUCUUUUAUCGCUCGGCCAUGCAUCAGGGUCAUUAUGUGCUUAGCUUUGGUUUCAACUUUGACAAGGAGGAGGACGUGUACAUGUUUGCUUUGGCAUCGCCUUACAGCUACUCUCGUCUGCAAUCAUAUCUGAAUGUAAUCGAUGCACGUCAGGGACCCGAGAAACGUUUCACACGUUGUGUGCUUGUUAAAUCCUUGCAAAAUCGCAAUGUGGAUCUGGUGACUAUUGAUCAGGUGACGCACAAUCAGCGCUCCACGAAUCGCUUGGAACGCAGCUUCAUACGUGUCAUUGUGAUUUUGUGUCGCACGCAUUCGAGUGAAGCUCCUGCUUCGCAUGUGUGCCAAGGAUUGAUUGAGUUUCUGGUGGGCAAUCAUCCUAUAGCGCAAGUGCUGCGUGAGAAUUUCGUCUUUAAAAUUGUGCCAAUGGUGAAUCCGGAUGGUGUCUUCCUGGGUAACAAUCGAUGCAAUCUGAUGGGCCAGGACAUGAAUCGCAAUUGGCAUGUGGCAUCGGAGUACACGCAACCGGAGCUGCAUGCCAUCAGGAAUGUGCUGAAGGAACUAGACAAUUCCGAUACCUAUCAGAUUGACUUUGUGAUUGAUCUGCAUGCGAAUAGCAGCAUGCAUGGCUGCUUCAUCUAUGGCAACACCUACGAGGAUGUCUAUCGCUACGAGCGUCAUCUGGUCUUUCCUCGUCUCUUCGCCAGCAAUGCCCAGGAUUAUGUCGCUGAGCACACCAUGUUCAAUGCGGAUGAACGCAAGGCGGGCAGCGUGCGUCGCUAUUGCUGUGAGCGUCUCAGCGACACGGUCAACGCCUACACUUUGGAGGUGUCCAUGGCGGGUCAUUAUCUGCGCGAUGGCAAGACUAUAGCGCUGUACAACGAGGAUGGCUAUCAUCGUGUUGGUCGUAAUUUGACGCGCACCUUGCUGCAGUAUUAUCGCUUCAUUAAUGUCUUGCCCAUGCCGCUGGUCUCCGAAAUGAGAUUGCAGGGCAAGCGUCGAGGACGUCCGCGCACACAUCAUUCUCGCUCUCGUUCCCGCACACGCUACGAGGUGAAGCCAAGGGCGAAGACAACACGCUGUCAUGCGCCCAUUUCGUACACUAAUCUGAGCAUCUGCUACGACUCGGCAGGUGGCGUUUCGUCGGAUGAGGGCGGGUAUUCACCAACGAGACCGAUGAAUAUUGCGCCUGGUAGCAGCAGCUUUAGUGGUUAUCGAAACUAUCGACGCGCCGCCACAGCAAAUUGUGCACUGCAUGAUCAGUAUUCUUUGGGUGUGUGUGAGCAUCAAGGAGGAGCUGGAGUUGGUAGUCGCAGCAAGCGUGGAGCUGCUCCCUUGACGAUGGAGAUGCCUGUGCCACCUGGUGUGAGUGUGCCCCCAAAGCCGUACCUGUCCAUAAUCGAUCUGAAUCAGCUGACGCGCGGCAGCCUUAAACUCAAAUCGAGCAGUUUCGAUGCCGAUGAUAGGCGUUAAAUGAAUGGGGAAGAACUGGGGAACUGUAACAAUUUACGCUCUAAUCGAUUUUCUAUGCUUCUUGCCUGUUGCAGCUUUGUUUCUUACUUAAA